Messenger RNA from Ostrinia nubilalis (European corn borer), 3524 nucleotides. RefSeq lists its product as uncharacterized. The transcript has a single exon. The coding region runs from base 1635 to 3524 and encodes 629 amino acids. The record is from RefSeq and is a predicted model, not a curated record. NCBI's taxonomy places the organism in Eukaryota, Metazoa, Arthropoda, Insecta, Lepidoptera, Crambidae.
AUACGCUGGUAAUUAAAAUAAAAUGAAAAGCAUGUACGAUUGUGACAUAUAUGAUGUGUUUUGACUUUAGUAUGAUAGUGAACAGAAGGACCCAAGUUAAACAUUCGAAUAAUAUUGCAAGUGGUCUAUGAGAUAAAAAGUUUGGGGAACUUUGAUCUAAAUGAAGCGGAAUCUUUAAUUCCGAGUUGCUAAUGAAUCCCCAAGGAAAUCGCAAGCUUACAUUUUUUACCGCCGAUUUAAGGGGUUGGGGUUUUGUUGAGCGGAUAAUUUUUAUUGCGAUUGAAAUUCAAAUCUUCAGCAGAAAUGAUACUAGUGGUUAAAAAUAACUUUGACAGUUAUAUUUUGUCAUCGGGUUACAGUGUCAAAUUUUUUUAGACCGUAAUCACAAUAUAAAACAAAGUCGCUUUCCGCUAGCUGUCCUUAUAAUAUCUGCUUAGAUCUUUAGAACUACGAAACGGACAUUGAUGCAGUUUUUUAAUAAAUAGAGCGACUCUAGAGGAAGGUUUAUAGGUAGGUAAGACAUGCAAAUUAUAGAAGAGAAAAGCCGGGAAAUAAUUCCGUAGCAAACAGUUUUUGUGUUAAUUAAUUAAGCGUUAAUUACGAAUUAUAUAAGCAAUGCCGCGGGCGAUUGUUGGUUCGAUAAUUCAAUACGGACGAACUUUCGGUUCAAACAACUCAUUAGAAAGUAUCACGUUUUUCCAUUAAACCGACCAUGUAAAUAAAUUCUUUCAGUGCCUUUAUCGGUGAUGAUAAACAUUGUGUGUGACAAGCUGUCUAUUGCUACAUCAUCAUCAUCAUCAUCAUUUCAGCCAUAGGACGUCCACUGCUGAACAUAGGCCUCCCCCAAUGCUUUCCAUGUUGAUCGAUUGGUAGCGGCCUGCGUCCAGCGCUUCUCUGCUACCUUUACGAUGUCGUCGGUCCACCUUGUAGGUGGUAUUGCUACAUAGACGUACCAUAAAUGUUGUGCUACACAAUGUUUUUUGAAGUGGUAGUAGACCUGACAAAGAUAGAGUCCUGCAGUCUCGGAAUGAUUAUGGUGAGACACCAAUAUCGUGAUUUGGUCAUUGUGAUUGAUAAAAACCUUUACAAUACUCAUUAACCAACCGAAUGCGCUGAGAUUCCAGAAAAAAUGGCGAAAGUAAAUAUUGUCACCCGUAUUCACAAACGAUACCUACUUGCGUAAGUGAAGCAGCAAAUAGAACGCACAGCGUUGAAUAGAGCUCUGUGAUUGGUUCGUGUGUCACCAUGUGCGUCCACGCGCACUGUGAGACCUCAUAGUAAUGUUUGUGAAUAUAGACGUAAUGUAUAGGCAUACAAAAGGUAAUGCAAGGAAUAUUUUUGCCGAAGUGGGCGUUAGUAGUAGUGCCGCAGUUUUCAAAACUAUUGCAGCUAUUAUUUUAUACGCUUUUUAUUUUAUUUUUAUUACCAGCGCAUGUUUACGACUAAGAAAUUUCAGGUUAAUUACAGUUGAUAAUAGUUCUAAAAAGGCGGUAAAUGGUUCUUGCAUACUUUUACCAUAUGCUUACCUACAUAACUUUUCACAUUUGGUGUCAGAUAGUUCCAGUGCAGUUUUUGAGUCGUUAGGAAGUAUAGAUGGAAACACACACAACGUCUUUAAUUCUUAAAACCCCAAAAUGAUGUUUAUAAUAUUAAUGAUAAUGUUACCUAAAUCCAUUUGCAUGCAAAAUGCAAUUAAUACCACUAAUAUCAUGGACCAAAUUCAAGAUGACCACGAUGAUGUAACUAUAUUAACUGAGUGCGUUUUAAAUUUAAUUAAUACACACUUCAUUUCAACGCCAACUAUUCUUAUGAAUCACGAUAUCCCAAAUGAAGAAGAUACGAUCAAAGAUGAAUUUGACAAGGAAUUAGCAAAAGAACUUAUGAAUAUCAAUAUACCAAGAGUCAUUGCUCAAGAUUUUGAUAUGACAUCAAUAUACAUGCAAGAAGGGCACAUUUUAUCGGUUCAUUAUGUAGAUGACUGCGAAACAUUAUCGAACUUUAAAAUGAGGACCACUGAAGGAGAAAUUAAAUACCUACUCAUCGUAUUUCAUUAUUCCAAAAAAAUAUGUGAAACAACAUUUCAAAAGUUUAGUCUAAAUAUAAGUGUGUUUGACGUCACAUUCAUUGCAAAAAAUACUGAGAACUACAACGUAUUCACGUUUAUGCCAGAAAUGGAUUCAUCUUCCUGCACGGUACGACAGGAACUGCUACCAACUAUUUUGUCAUCUUGCAGUUCUAUAGAGAAUCACAACGCUUUCCCAUCAAAAAAGCUCCAAAACUUCAUGAAAUGCCCUUUUAGAGUCGGAAUAGCACAAUUUUUUCCAUUUUCAACUAUAACAAACAAAAGUGCGUUGUAUAAAUACAAACAUAUAGAAGAAAAUGAAAUCCAUGGAUCGGACUUGGAAAUAUUGAAAAUUAUGGCUGAGAAAUUUAAUUUAACUCUCGAAUUUUAUUUCAUUACUACUAAAUUCGACAGACGUUUUUUAAAUUUCAUUUUGAAUGGUACCCUUGAUUUGUGUGCCGGAGGCCUUUACAGGUCUUAUCAAGACGCGGUAGCAUAUUCAGGAGUGUAUAGCAGACAGGCGUUUAUCUGGAUAUACGCAGCCAAGAGAGACUCCCGAUCAUGGCAGGAUUUAAUCAAAAAGGCGAAUGGUCUCUAUAUUUUUGUAGUUUUUUAUUUUGUGUACUCCUUCAUUUGGAAAUUUUUCAGCAUAUUUGACAGAAAACCGGUGCCAUUAGGAAGGUUGCUGCUGGAUAACUGGGGAGCUCUUACUGGGACAUCCUCUAUACAUGAAGGGACUACAUUCAAACAGAAAAUUUUGAAUAUAUUUUACUCUAUCCUGUGUAUAUAUUUGUCAGCGUAUGUGAGUAUACAGAUGUACUCAUUUCUAACAAUCGUUUCACCACCAACGACUUAUAAGACAACCACUGCGAUAGUACAGUCGGGUUUGCAGCUGUAUUUGAUGGAGAGAUUUAAGGAGGAUUUUAUAAACGAUACUUAUUACAUUACAUUCGCGAAUACGUCCAAGAUUUGCGAUUCAAUUAAUGAUUGUGAAAUGAAGACUUUGGAGUAUAACGGAGUGACGGUGGUUAUUGAUUCUUUAUUCUUAAAACUACAGGCCGAUACUGCAGUGAAUGGUGAAGCAAUAGUCCUGAGAGUGAAUGAGAAUUUGUUGACUGUGUAUCAUGAGAUGUUGAUUAGAAAGGAUUUGCCUAUAGUAUAUCGUUUCCAGAGAUUGAUGGCGUCAUUAAGAGAGUCUGGGAUUGGCGAUCGACUGUACGCUGAAGCUCUGGGAAAACUGAUGAAGGCGAAGGCAGAGAGCGCAAAUAAGAAGAUGCUAAGCUCCAGUUACAGCUGUGUGCUGGGGUGUAGUAUCACACUGCUGCAGAGCGCUGGCGCAUUUUAUGUGUGGAUGGUCGGCUGCGGACUGUCAUUUUGUGUCUUCAUCAUUGAAAUUACAGCGAAGAGGGAUUUGAUCCGCAAUUACGGUGAGAAUGGAGUUGUUCUAAUAUACAAUGACUGA